This is a messenger RNA of Bubalus bubalis (water buffalo), 5178 nucleotides long. It is a transcript of the gene TMEM132C, whose product is annotated as transmembrane protein 132C. The record is from RefSeq and is a predicted model, not a curated record. The transcript is spliced from 9 exons. The coding region runs from base 222 to 3527 and encodes 1101 amino acids. NCBI's taxonomy places the organism in Eukaryota, Metazoa, Chordata, Mammalia, Artiodactyla, Bovidae.
GGCUGGAGAAAAGUUGUCCCGGCCAGAGCGCUAGCCGCCGCGGGAUCCGGAGCCGCCGCGGCUUGCACCCGGCAGCGGCGGGGCGCGACCACCGGCUCUUCAGCCCGGCCGGCCGACUCGCUGCCGGGGGUGGCCCCGGGGCAUGGGACAGCCGGCUGGGGCCGCGAGCGGGCGCUGCGCCCCGGGCGGGCGGCGGACGGCCUGAGCUGCCUGGACGCAGGAUGCGCUCCGAGGGCGCGGCCCCCGGGCCGGUGGCGCCACUGUGUGGGGCGCUGAGCCUUGUGUUGGGCGCGCUGUUGGGCAGAGUGAUCGAGGGCCGUGGGCUCACAGACAACAUCCAGCGAUUUUCCUCCCUGCCCCCUUACCUGCCUGUGACCUAUCAGGUGCUCAGAGCCGAGACUUCCUUCUUCCUGAAGGAAACCAACCAGGACUUGACACGCAACUCCAGCCUGCAGUCCCGGGUCGAGUCCUUCUUCCCCUACAAAGCCAGACAGCCGCCAAUCUUAAAUGCCAGCUAUGGGCCUUUCUCGGUGCAAAAGGUCGUGCCUCUGGAAUUGAUGUCGACUCCCAACUUUUUAGGUCCCACCGACAAAGGGAGUUUCAACUGGAAGCUGAAGGCGCACAUCCUGCGGGACAAGAUCUACCUGAGCCGGCCCCGCGUGCAGGUGCUGUUCCACCUGGUGGGCCGGGACUGGGACGACCCCGGCCCGGCGCAGAGCCUGCCCUGCCUGCGUGUGUUCGCCUUCCGGGAGACCCGGGAGGUGCGGGGCAGCUGCCGGCUUCGGGGGGCCCUGGGGCUGUGCGUGGCACAGCUGGAGCUCCCAGCCAGCUGGUUCGGCACCCCCACCGUGGUGUCUGGGAGGAAGAAGGCGCCGGAGCCCCCCGAGGGCAGCCCCGUGGAGCUCUACUACGCCGUGCAGCCCGGGGACGAGCGUGGAGACUGUUCCGGGGGCGACGUCCGCAAGGGCAAUGCCAUCCGCCCCGGCAAGGAUGGACUGCAGGAGAGCACAUCCCACCUGCAGAGGAUCGGCGCCGUGGGCCUCUACCGCGCUCAGGACAGCGCCCAGCUCAGCGAGCUGCGUCUAGACGGCAACGUGGCCAUCUGGCUGCCCUCCAGGCCCGUCAAGCAGGGAGAUGUGGUCACUGCCUAUGUCACCGUGGCCAGCAAUUCCACCGUGGACUUCUUCAUCUUGAGAGCCAAGGUGAAGAAGGGGGUGAACAUCCUGAGCACGCGGACCAGCGAGCCUCGGCAGUGGGACGUCAAGCAGGAGAUGGGGAACGGAGGCAAACACGCCACCACCGCCGUGGUGUGCCAGCGACUGGCACCAGGCGCGCGCAACAGAAGCAGCAGUUUAUUCAAUGAGGUUGUGCAGAUGAACUUUGAAAUCGCCAGCUUCAGCAGCCUCUCAGGGAGCCAGCCCAUCACCUGGCAAGUGGAAUACCCACGGAGGGGGACCACGGACAUCGCAGUGUCAGAGAUCUUCAUCAGCCAGAAGGACCUGGUUGGCAUCGUGCCCUUGGCCAUGGACACUGAGAUCCUGAACACCGCCAUCCUCACGGGAAAGACAGUUGCCAUGCCCAUCAAGGUGGUCACGGUGGAGGAGAACAGUAUCGUGACAGAUAUCUCAGAGUCCGUGGAAUGCAAGUCCACAGAUGAGGAGGUCAUCAAAGUGUCCGACCAUUGUGACUAUGUCUUUGUCAACGGCAAAGAGAUGAAAGGCAAGGUGGAUGUGGUGGUGAACUUCACGUACCAGCACCUAAGUGCCCCCCUGCAUGUCACCGUAUGGGUGCCCCGACUGCCCCUGCAGAUCGAGGUCUCUGACACGGAGCUGAGCCAGAUUAAAGGCUGGAGGGUUCCCAUCGUGGCCAGCAAGAGGCCCACACGAGACAGCGAGGAUGAGGACGAGGAGGAGCGGCGGGGCCGGGGCUGCGCCCUCCAGUACCAGCACGCCAUGGUGCGGGUCCUCACCCAGUUUGUGUCUGAGGGGGCUGGCCCCUGGGGCCAGCCGAGCCACCUGCUCAGUCCCGACUGGCAGUUCGACAUCACCCACCUGGUUGCCGACUUCAUGAAGCUGGAGGAACCGCAUGUGGCCACUCUCCAGGACAGCAGGAUCCUGGUCGGGCGGGAGGUUGGCAUGACAACCAUCCAGGUGCUGUCCCCUCUGUCUGACUCCAUCCUGGCUGAGAAGACGGUCACUGUGUUGGACGACAAAGUUGCGGUGUCAGACCUGGCCAUCCAGCUCGUGGCUGGGCUGUCUGUCACCCUCCACCCCAGCACGGAGAACAGCAGGGCUAUCACGGCUGUGGCCACAGCUGAGGAGCUGCUGCGGGCCCCUAAACAGGAAGCUGUAGUCAGCACUUGGCUCCAGUUCAGCGAUGGCUCCGUGACGCCCCUGGACAUCUACGACACCAAGGACUUCACCCUGACAGCCACCUCCCUGGACGAGGCCAUCGUGUCCGUCCCCCAGCCCCGCUCGCCCAGGUGGCCGACUGUGAUGGCUGAAGGCGAAGGCCAGGGACCCCUGCUCCGAGUGGACCUGACCAUCGCAGAGGCCUGCCAAAAAUCCAAACGCAAGAGCGUCCUGGCAGUGGGCGUGGGGAGCGUCAGGGUCAAGUUCGGGCAGAACGACGCCAACUCCAGCCCAGGUGUGGACUACGAGGAGGGUGAGAUCAAGAACCACGCCAGCGACCGGCGCCAGAAGGCCCAGGAAGGACCCUUCUAUGGCAGCUCCUCCGUGGAACGCGAGGAAGGGGUCCUCCGGAGGGGCAACCCCACGGCCAAGUCACUGCUGGACAACAAGGUGGGCAAGAACAGCCGGCUGGACGGGGGCCGGCUGGCGGGGGAGGGUCAGCUGCAGACCAUCCCCAUCGAUUUCGCCAACUUCCCGGCACAGGUGGACCUGCCCCAGGCCGGGGGCGGGCGUGGGGCCGGCGACCUGGUACAGACUCCCCGCGGCCUGAGCGAUCUGGAGAUCGGCAUGUAUGCCCUCCUGGGGGUCUUCUGCCUGGCCAUCCUCGUCUUCCUCAUCAACUGUGCCACCUUCGCCCUCAAGUACAGGCACAAGCAGGUGCCCCUGGAAGGCCAGGCCUCCGUGACCCACUCGCAUGACUGGGUGUGGCUGGGCAACGAGGCGGAGCUCCUGGAGAACGUGGGUGACGGAUCUCCGCCGCAGGACGAGCACACGACCAUCAUAGACCGCGGGCCGGGGGGCUUCGAGGAGAGCAACCGCCUCCUGCUCAACGGAGGUUCCCAAAAGCAGGGGCAGAGCCAGAUCCCCAGGCCGGCCGACUCUGGGGGCAAGCAGGGCAGGGACCAGAAACACGAGCCCCUGCACUCGCCCACCUCCAAGAGGAAAAAGGUGAAAUUCACCACCUUCACCACCAUCCCCGCCGACGACGGCUGCCCCACCGUCAACUCCAUCCUGGGCGGGACGGAGGAGGACAUCAAAUGGGUGUGCCAGGAUGUGGGCGUGGGUGCCCCCAAAGAACUCAGAGACUAUCUGGAGAAGUUCAAGGACAAAGUGUAGGCCCCUCUGGUCGAAGGACCAGCGCCUGGACACCCACCUUCAGCUCCACUGUAGAUCUGGGGCUCAACAGGGACUCUUUGGGGCCCAUCUUUGAAACUAUUCAUAGUUGGAAGUUAUGAAGCCGGAAAGGGACCGUUUUGUGAUCAGAGGUCGAUGAUGGCAGACUUUCUCAAGUCGGAAGAAAAAAACUCUGGGAACGGAGCUGAUGGAGACAUUUUAACUGCGCAAGGCCAAAUUAGGAAGGUUAUUUUAUGAGUCAAAAUAUAACCCAGACAAGCUACCAAAAAGUAUUUGUUAAAAAAAAAAAUGCAAAAAAAAAAAAAAAAACCAAACAAAUAAAAACAGACAGAAGUAAUCAUCUGUUUAUAUUUCUAAUAAAGGAUCAAAAAUAUAAAACUAGGGCCUGCUUAGAGACAUUUUCCAUUUUAAUUCAAUUUUCUUUUUCCAAGGACACCCUUUGACUGUCACCCUGGGCUUGGGGAGGAGACAUUUCUGAAUAUGGGUUGUCUCUUGGGAUAAACUUGAAUAUUUUCACAUCUUUACUUAAUAAUCUUUUCUUUUUCCAUAUUCUGUCCCCCCACUUUUUUUUCUUUUUGUGUCUUAGACUUCCAUUUGAUUUAUGUUUAAUGUUUAUUCCUGAGGAUCAAAUGGUAUAUUUUCCUAAAUUAAACAAGUUAUAUUCCUAUACAGCGGAUAAAUUUUUAGAAACCAUGUCAGUUAAUCCAUUCUUUUAAGUAUUAUGUUUGAUGCUUUGCUUUAUCCCUCCAGCCUUGUUGAUAUCUGCUGGGUUUCUACAAUUAGAGGGAGUUCGCAGAGCCUUUGCUGGGAUGAGGGGAAGGUCACCUUCACCCUCCUCAGGGCCAAAACCAGUGGGUGGGACAGUGGCAGGGGCCAGUUGCAGAGAGCCCAGCCAGGGACCCCUGACUCCUCAGUGGCUCCAUCAGUGGUACCCUAGGGAUACUUCUAUCAGAGGAAGAUGAGGUCAGAGCCACAAGCUGGAAUCCAUCCACACCAGUAAUCAGCGCCAACCUCAAAGGGUAGACUGACCCAAGACACACUGAUAUCAUGAAAUGAACAAGGAUCAAAAAAGUGUUGGAGGGCUUUUCUGUUGUUUUUCUCACUUUGUUGGGCAGGGCAUAAGGGAAAAGACAAAAAUCUAUGUUAGAUUGUCAAUCAACUGUGGUUUUUUUAACAGCUUAAUUGUGUAGCAGCACAUUGCAAAAUGCAUUCAUCCAAAGUGAAGCCUGAUCCCAUGGACAGUGGAGCCUGGCAGGCUAUGGUCCAUUGGGUCGCAGAGAGUCGGACACGACUGAAGCAAAUUAGCACACACAAAGAGAAGCCUAUGAGGCAGAGAGAAACUAGGGUCAUAAACCCUCAGAGUCCAGUCUACCUGCAGAUGCUGGCGAGGAAGACUCCGGGCGGUCACGUGAUCCUCUCAACAUAGCGGUGCCUGCAGCUACUGGGGUUGCUUCCUGUUUUUAUUUUUUUAAUUACUAAAAGUGAUAGCUAAGAAAGGCUCCUGGAAGCCUCAUAACCUAGACUGGACCUUUUCAAAAGAUAUUUCUAGCACAUAUUAUAGACAGUAAAAAGGAGCUAUUUAUUUAUACCUGUGAUGCCAAUUGUCAUUAAAACAUUUUCCGUGGCUUGACAA